AAUCUGUGAAAGGAGUUUCUACAAUGGUUUGCUCAGCUCUCAGGAGAGUUGCCCAGAUGCAUGUUUUCCUGGUGAGGAAGGCCAGUAGUGUCUCCAAAGGCCAUCAUCAGCAGGCCUUGGGCUCAAGACCUGCUGCUUCAGAGUUUGCUGCCCGAGGAGCUCCAGGUGGUGUGGUGGAGUUACUGGGCAAAUCCUACCCUCAGGACGACUACAGCAACCUCUCCCAGAAAGUCCUCUCCAGGGUUGGCAGGAAUCUGCACAAUCAGCAGCAUCACCCUCUCUGGCUGAUCAAGGAGAGGGUGAAGGAGCACUUCUACAAGCAGUAUGUGGGCCGCUUUAGGACUCCACUGUUCUCGGUCUACGAGGACCUUUCUCCAGUGGUCACCACCUGGCAGAACUUUGACAGCCUGCUCAUCCCAGCUGACCACCCCAGCCGGAAGAAGGGAGACAACUAUUACCUGAAUGGGACUCACAUGCUGCGAGCACACACGUCCGCACACCAGUGGGACCUGCUGCACGCUGGACUGGAUGCCUUCCUGGUGGUGGGUGAUGUCUAUCGGCGCGACCAGAUCGACUCCCAGCACUACCCAGUGUUCCACCAGUUGGAGGGUGUCCGACUCUUCUCUAAACACGAGUUAUUUGCUGGCAUGAAGGAUGGAGAAGGCCUACAGCUCUUUGAACAGAGUUCUCGCUCUGCCUAUAAACAAGAGACACAUACCAUGGAGGCCAUGAAGCUCAUCGAGUUUGACCUUAAGCAAACACUUACCAAACUUGUGACACAUAUUUUUGGAGAUGGACUGGACAUUAGAUGGGUAGACUGCUACUUUCCUUUUACUCAUCCUUCCUUUGAGAUGGAGAUCAACUUUCAUGGAGAAUGGCUAGAAGUGCUUGGCUGCGGGGUGAUGGAACAGCAACUGGUAAAUUCAGCUGGUGCUCAAGAUCGGAUCGGUUGGGCCUUUGGCCUAGGAUUGGAAAGACUGGCCAUGAUCCUCUAUGACAUCCCUGACAUCCGCCUCUUCUGGAGUGAGGAUGAGCGUUUCCUGAAGCAGUUCCGCGUGUCAGAUAUCAACCAGAACGUGAAAUUUCAGCCUUUUAGCAAAUACCCUGCUGUGAUAAAUGACAUCUCAUUCUGGUUGCCCUCUGAGAAUUAUACAGAAAACGAUUUCUAUGACUUAGUACGAACAAUUGGAGGAGACCUGGUGGAAAAAGUUGAUCUGAUAGACAAGUUUGAACAUCCAAACUCCACUGGGCGAUCUACUUAUUCAAGUGUCGUUUGGAGCCGGAGAAGGUAUGACUAUGACCAGAAUUUAAUCAGGUGUCUGGUGAGGACAGAGCAAGGAAGAAUGUUCCGUAAGAUUUACAUGAAGAAGAGGAGGACACCUCAAGGCAGUGUAGUGCCCGGCAGGGUGUCCCGUUCCAGCGGAGAUGCUGUAGCAUAGAGGGGGCUAGUUAGUCAGACGCUUAGGAAAGUCAGACGCUUAGGAAAUGAAUUGAGGAACUUAUAUUCGGAUCUCCCCAGCAUGUCACCACCACCUGCUCACGGAGACCUCAGCCUCCUGCACAGUUCCCCUCAAGUAUUUCUGGAGGUCUCCAAGGAUGUCCCACAUUUGCUUACAAACAAACUUCCCCUGAACAUGCCGGGACUCAGGGGGCCCCCAGUUUCCUCCUGGAUAUUGCUAGCCCUGCUGCUGCCCCAGCUGGCACACACCCAUGAGACUCUGGGGGGGUCUUCACGGUGUCCUGUGCUCUAUCAGAUUUGGGCAGAGCUGUGCCUUCCCUUGCUGGUGUCACACCUGUCACCGGGGACUCAAGCAGCUCUGCUCUGAGCCCCAUCUCCUUUCCUACCUUGCAGAGCCCCUCCCCCAGGCUUUCCCCUCCAGGCAAACCCCUGCAAAGAAGGCCUCGGGGAUUCCAGCGCACAACUGACUCCGUCUCAGUUCAGACCAGAAUCUUUCAGACCUCGGAAAUGAGGACAAAAUCAACAACUCCUCUUUUGUUAACAGAACUAUUUUGCAAGAUGUCUUAUUUAAUAUUUCUCAGAGGAGAAAGAAUACCCCACAGAAGUUUUUAGAUUCUGUGUUUGACAGAUCCGGCCACUUUUCUUAGCCUCUACUUCCUCCUGAAAGAAAGUGAUGAUAGUAAGAUGAGAAAAGAGGAAACCAGCAGUGAAAAUGAAGCAGGUGAAAUAUUUGUACAAGAGAUGACAGCUGUGGUCUACACACUUACUCAGAAUUUUACUGGAAUAAUCUUAUCUUAUCCCAGCAUUUGUUAAAUAUGGUAAUUUCUCCUAGCUGGUUGUCUGUCCAGCAACACACAUGGUAUCAGUGAUGGUGAGAUAAGCAUUUCUAACACGUUCUGUUUUGGCAAUUGCCACGUUGCAUUGUAUUUAUACACUUUCCACCAUUGCACUGUGAGUUACUGCCAGGCACUGGGUCUUUAACUUUCUGCUCUAUUUGAGGUAUAAAACAUAGCAACUAUUCAAUAAAUAUAUGAUGAAUGAAUGAUAAAAAGAAAGAAAACCCAGCAACAACAUACUGACAUCAUGUUUUCUCCAAAUAUAACCGACAUCCCAUUCUCUGUAGGCCAGAAAGAGACCCCAUUUGGUAACAUUUUCCAGAUGGGUGACCAGAACCCUUUACUCUCAGUCAUGCUGGUUUCUGACUGAGGAGAAACAGAGUGGGGGGUGAGGAAUUGGAACAGGAAUUGGAUUAUAGCAAGUUAGAUUCUGAGUAAACUGCUGGUUUAAAAAUAGCGUUUUUGAGAUUAGUGUUCACAUAGAGAAAAGGAAGAAAGGAAAAAGGAAAAAAAAGUACCUUUGAAGAAGAUUGGUUGUAUCGUUUAUAAAAUAUAUUUUAAUACUCUGAACUCCCCAGAUCAGAAAAGUGUUGGAAGUAUGCAAAUUAUUCCAUGAUUACCUAAGAAACCCUUUCCUGAUUGGAAGAGGGGAAAUCACAGGGUUGAAUGGAAAUUCAAGGAGUCAAAUUAUAACAUGCUUGUUGUGUAUGUUUGUUUGCCACAGAUGAGGAACAAGGGAAAAUUUUGAAGGAAGGUAACUAUGAAAGGAAGAAAAAAGCUAUCUGUGCAGGGAGGGCAGAGAAGCCUUAGCUCUCUUGAAUGUGGGCUUUCCAAACCACUACGUACCUAAGCCAUCCCACUGAGAGUCAUAGGAAUAGUGGAUCCCUGACAUGGCUGCCAACAUCCUUUUCUAGAAGCAGCUUCUUCCCCCAUGUGCUGGGUUCAUAGGACAGUGUCCACACUGGUCCAGUGGGUCUCUGUUCUAGGGCCUAAGUGAUUGCUGCGGGGGUGGGCACCUCAUAAAGCUGGGCCAAUAGGCCUUCUCUCCCCAUAAUGUUUGGAUGAAAGACCCAAGAGAGCUUAAGCUGUGAGUGACAUACUUAGGAGCCAUCUCUGGCCACAUUUCCCAUGUGGGGAGAAUGUGGUGAGCAGAGAGGGAGAAGGAAGCAGCAGAAGAGAGAUGUGACAUGGAGAGGAGAACUGGUGUGGUUUGAGUCCUCGGUUCCAUUGUGUUCUGGGACCCAGCUGCUCACCACCCUUCCCACAGUUGAGUUGUCCAGUCCUUGCUCAGAUUCCCUAAGCAAGUGUAACUCCCCUGUUGUUUAAGUUGGUUUCACAUGGGUUUCCAUUAUUUGAGAUCAAAUGAGUUCUAAGACAUGUAAUUACAGACUUCUGGCAUUGGAAGAGGGCAGGAAGGAAGAGGGUGACAGGCCAAAGUCAUUAGCUUCCUUUCCAGAGAACUCUGGAGCACCACAGAGUUGAGGCUGCAGUGGGCCCUUGAGCUCCAGAUGUUUUUCUUCAGUAUGCUUUUGAAUAGUUCUUUUCCUUUUAGCUAGAAUAGCUAAAACUUAAUGUAUCUCAAGUUGUGACUCCUUCAUUCUAGUGAACAUGUUUGUGAACACUUACUAUGGGUGAGGCACUAUGCUAUCUGUGAUACUUAGGGUCAGGAGAUAUAAAAAUGACUUUUUAAAUGAGCUCUUGUCCUCAAGGAGCUCACAGUCUGAUAGGAGGUCAGUGCACAUAAUUUAAUGCAAUUUAAUAUGAAAAGUGUCUUAGAUGACAGAUGGCACCACCACGAUUUCAAAGAAGAGUAGCACCUCUCUUUGCUGUAAAUGAUCCAGAAAUGUUUACAGAUCAUGGUUCAGCUGACAAAUUAGACUUAGCUAUGGAAUGGGCCAAGAAAUUCCAGGCAGAGUAGACAGUAUGCACAAAGACAGGAAGAGAGAGAUGAAAAUAAUUUAGUGUGCCCAGCAUACAGGAAACAUGGCGGAGUGGGGGGAAAUGAAACUGGAGAGUUUGGGAAGGGCCAGAUCUUAAAGGCCCUUCAUUUCCUUAUACUCAUGUGGACUUUUCUGGUAGAACAUGUAGGGAGUCAUUGAGCUAAUUCAGAUGUUUUCAAAUUUGUAAGUGAUUAUCUGUCUUGAGACUAUGUUGGCCCUGGGUAAAGCUGGGGGUAGGGAAAGAUGGAGAAGUGCAUCUGAAUAGCUUAUCUGAAUGGAGGAGAUAAGUCUGAGCUGAGACAGUGGCCAGGGCCUUGUGGGAAAAGCUGACUGAUGGAAAGGAUAUUUAGGCGUUAAAAUCCACAGGAAAGGUGGAGCCAUUUGAGGGAGCGAGCAUGGAGAUGAAGGAACUAAAUGUAACUUCCGAGUCCUGAAUGGUGUGACUGAGAGCUGACCUUGAGGUAGGGGUUAAGUAAAGGGAGCAGGGCUUUGGUGGAGGUUAUGUGGUUACUUGUGGUCUUCCUGAGUUUUAGGUAGCCUGCCUGGAAAUUCCGGCCUAAGAGCUCAUGAGAGAGAGGCCAGGAUUAGAGUAUACAGUUGGCAGUUGGAGCUCCAGUCAGGACUGAGAUGCCUAGGUUGUGUCUGGCACAGGAGAAGGGGAAGAUGAAGAAAGAAUGAACUCCAGGGAAGGCCUAAAGGGAUGGAAGAGGGAACGAGUGAGUGAAGGAAUUAAGAAGGGUGACCCAGGAGGUCCAGGUAGAGGAACAGAGGCUGGGGGAUGAAAGCAUGGAAGGUCUGUCUUGCAGGAGCGAGAUUAGAGAGUGCAAUCAGGUGACCUGCCAAGACCACAUGGAUUUGGCCAAUACAAAGCCUUCAGUAGUAGGUUCAAGGAUGGGAAAUACUUUGGUGAAUCAUAUUCUCCUUUCCCCCCUGUGGUGCCUUCACAAAUAUUUAUUCCACAAAUGUUAGUAAUUACAGAAUAUUUGAUUUAAUGGUUAUAUACAGAGGGUUGAUGUGUUAGGGAGCAAACAAAAUGUCCUAACUCUGGCACCUAGACCUGGUCUUCAUGGCUAUGUGUUUGGUGAUUUUCCUUUGGAAUAAUGUUGUGGGGAAGUUUCACUUUUCAGUCACUUACCUGUUUGUAUGUUCCCUUCCCCUAUAGCUCAUUUAAAGGGUGGAUAGGGCAGGUGAAGCAUCUCCGUGAGCCCUCUCUGAGAAGCAGGAAUUAUACAGGAAUGACACUUAGAGAUUAGUCCCCAGCGCUGGGGUGGCCCACUUAAGACAAGCCUCAUUAAAUGCACUUCAUAGGGGAUAGCCAGUGUAUUUAACUUAAGAAAGGACAUGGCAUGCCAAUUAAGACCUGAAAAUAUGCAUGGAAUUUGGAAUUUGAACAAUACUUUGAUCAGCACUUCUUAAAAUGAAGACUCCUUAAAAGGUUGCUUAUACUUCCCUUUGGUCCUGCUGGGUGGAGCCACCUGCUCCAAAGGAUGAAGCCACCCCUGGGGGACAGAAGUGCAACACAAUACAGAGUACACACAACUCCUGAAAUUAGACUUGACCUCCACUCAUCCUCUCAAGGCAUAAAAGGAGCCUCCCCAAAAUGAGAGGAAGAAAGCUGGGAAAAAAAGGUGUGAGGCACAUAUCGCAAGGAAAACAGAGAGGAGUUGAUUUUGAUUAUAUUUAGAAUGCUAUUUUUUUUUUUAACCUAGAUUGAAUCAAGGAAUACCUGUACAUUGAACUUCUUUGUUUCAGGAUUCCUACUGCCAGAAAGUCUCUUUAAAUAUGAAUCCCAAAUAAUGUGAUAUCACAUCUGAUAUAGGAAUAUAUCUGGCAAUAUUAAACAGAUCAAAUUCUUGGGAAGACUAGUCUGCAUUGAAGCUAUUCUUAGCAUAGUUAAAGUAAAGGAGAUCCAUACAGAUAUUCAAGAUGGAAAAAUCCUAAUAGUUAAUAGAAAACCAAAACUCAAGGUCCCUGCAACCUUCAGAGCAGAGCUACUUCAAGUUCUUCUCAGAAAACAAAUGUGUCUUAGAGAUUUUAGCCAGGGGCCCCUCCACAUCUUCAUGUCCUUUUCUGGGGCAUCCUCCCCUCUUUCCUUCCUUCUUUAAAUCAUCUAAUGUCUCAUGUCCUGCCUGUCCUGUCCCUCAGACAGCUUUGCUCAGCCAAUGACUGGACCAGGUAGAGAUUGAAAUUGGAGCCUAUAACAUAUGACCAGAUUUAUACAUCAUAUUUACAUCAUUUAAUUACUUCAAAUAAUACUUUUGCUUAGGUUUCCUCCUUAGGGUACUGUCUAGCUCAUGCUGUAAUAAGAAAAUGGCAAGGCAGUUACGGUAGUCCUAACUGCAAAUUUGUGUAAAAUUACAUUCAGUUGAUCUGACAUACUUUCAAGCAACUGUGAAAAAUAGCUAUUAUGAUCUGUUGGUAUGCUGCCUUGAGUGGCUAAUAAUUUUAGUUAGAUGGUGGUUUUAGUUCCUUAUCAUCAGUAAAUAUGGAAAAUAAAGUUAGAAAAAAACAGUAGCAGUAAUUUCAAAACUUUAUAUUUGUAUAUCAGUUGGGCCUUUGCAUUAUGUUUUUAAGACCAGUUUCCCACCCCACCCCCCAAGAAAAAUAAAGAAAUUCUGUUAAAAUAUCCACUGGGUGUAUUCUGUGGAAAAUAGAUCCAUACAAUCCGUAGCAGAUGUGAGGAGAUCUCCUCUAUUGCACUUUACCCCUGAACCCAAAGUCUCAGAUUCAAGGAUGUCUAACAAAUCUGUUUUAAAUUAGUGUCCAUGUAGAUGGUGUCCCCAUGGAAGGGCUACUCUAAACUUAUUUUUCUGUUGGCUUUUUUUUUUUUAAUGAGGUGAAAUUCACAUGACAAAAUUAGCCAUGUUCGAGUAAGCAAUUCAGUGGCAUUUAGCGCAUUCACAGUAUAGUGUGUCUAUUUGGUUAUCUAGAUCCAAGACAUUUUCAUCACCCCAAAGAAACCCCACACCCAUUAUAGGGCUACUUCCCAUUCCCCCCACUCCUUCCAUCCCCCAGCCACUGGCCACCACCAGUCUGCAUUCUGUCUAUGUCAUUCUGUCUACAUCUACAUCAUACAGUGUAUGAUCCUUUGUGUCUGUCUGGCUUCUUUCACUUAGCAUGUUUUUGAGGUUCAUCUACCUUUCAGCAUGUAGCAAUACUUCAUUCCUUUUUAUGGCUGAAUAAUUUUCCAUUCUACAUAUAAACUACAAUUUGUUUAUCCAUUCCUCCCUCAGUGGACAUUUGGGUUGUUUCCAUAUUUUGGUUACUGUGAAUAAUGCUUGUAUGAAGAUGUGUGCAGAAGUAUUUAUUUGAGUCCCUGUUCUCCAUUCUUUUGGGAAUAGACCUAGGAGUACAGUUGCUGAGUCAUUUGGUAAUUCUGUUUAACUUUUUGAGGAACUGCCAGACUGUUUUCUAUGGUGGCUAAAUCACUUUACAUUCCUACCAGCCAUGUACACGGGUUUCAAUUUGCAUCCUCUCCAACACUUGUUUCUCUCUCCCUCCCUCCCUUCAUCCAUCCAUCCGUCCAUCCAUCCAUCCAUCCAUCCAUCCAUCCUUCUAUCCAUCCUUCCUUCCUCCCUCCCUCCCUCCCUUCAUCCAUCCAUCCUUCCAUCCAUCCAUCCAUCCAUCCAUCCUUCCAUCCAUCUCCCUCUCUCCCUUCCUCCCUCCCUCCCUUCAUCCAUCCAUCCAUCCAUCCAUCCUUCCAUCCAUCCUUCCUUCCUCCCUCUCUCCCUCCCUCCCUUCAUCCAUCCAUUCUUCCAUCCAUCCAUCCAUUUGGUUUCAAUUUAUACUUCCUUAAAGACUGAAUGAUCUUUUCAUAUGCUUGUUGGCCAUCUGUAGAUGUUAGAAGAAAUGUCUAUUCAAAUCCUUUGCCAUCUUUUUAAUUGGGUUGUUUCUCCCUUUUUUUGGAGUUGUAAGAGUUCUUCAUGUGUUCUGGAUACUGGACACUUAUUACGCCAAACUUUUUAUUGCCUCUUAACCUCUUGAAAGUUAAAAAUUAUUUCCUUCUUUCUCCUUCCUUCUUUCCUUUCUUCCUCCUCCUUCCUUCUUUUCAUUCUUACAUACUGAAAAUACUAAAUUUGGGUAUUAGAUAUAAUGGCUUUUUAAGAAAAGAAAGGUAUAAGGAAGAUAAUUUAAAUUCCUUGUAAUUCAACAACCCACAGAUAAGCACUGUUUUCAUUUUUAUACCCUUUUUCCAUCCCUUUUUUUAAAUAUGUAGGAUAAGCAUGCAUACAUAUAUAUUCAGAAAAUUCUGAUUUUGUUGUGUACUAUUAAUUUUUUAAUGCUUUUUUUUAAUGUGGAGAAGGUAUAUUUAUUUACAUAUAAUUAUCAGAGCACUUUGUUGUUUUAAUGCCAAAUGAAAUAGAAUCUUUCCAUGAAUUUGUUAAUCAUUUUGAAUACCUCGCUAAGUGUUCAAGUGCUUUGUCCACUUUUUUCUGUUGGGGUUUUAUAAACAAUAAAACAUCUCAGAUCAACUUGGUAUAAGCUAUUUAUAUACCCAGAAUACUAGUCCAUUUUCUCUCUUGGUUGUUAUGAGGCUUUUUUCAGAUUGUUAUCUGCCUUUUAUUAUUCUGUGUGGUGUUUGGGACAUAGUGAUAUUUUACCUUCUUUCAUAUUGUCAUGUCUAACAUUUUUUUCAUUGAUUCCUUCAAUUGUUUUUCCAUGUAAAAAGUCCUUGUCUGUCCUAUAAAGGAUUAUAUAAAUAUUUGCUUACUUUUUCUCUUAAGUUGUUUUUUAUUUAAAUUGUAUUCCUGGCUCCGUCUGGAGCUUACCAUGGCAUUGUGAGAUGAGAAGGUCACACUUUCAUUUUCCUAAACAGCUAACCAUCUUUCCCGAUACCAUUUAUAAGAUUAGUAAUUUGCUUUGAAUGAAUCUGUUACCAAAGUCAUGAAACCAAUUGUUUUACUCAUUUUUUUAAAAGACACUUAAGGGGCGCCUGGGUGGCUUAGUCGUUAAGCAUCUGCCUUCAGCUCAGGUCAUGAUCCCGGAGUCCUGGGAUCGAGUCCCACAUCGGGCUCCCUGCUCGGCGGGAAGCCUGCUCUCCUUCUCCCACUCCCCCUGCUUGUGUUCCCUCUCUCACUGUGUCUCUCUCUGUCAAAUAAAAUCUUUAAAAAAAUAAAUAAAGGACACUUAAACACUGACUUGUAUAUGAACUGCGUCACCUGUGCCUCGGUUUACAUGUAUUCCUAGUCUCACUAAACGAGUAGCCACAGUCGCAUGUCAGACCAGAGUAGCCACGUGGCAACCCUUUGUCCCGGGCAAAUGCUCAAAUGACAGAUUGAUGAGGUUCCUGAGAUUGGGCCGUGGUUUCUGGGGUUCAGUUGACCUGCAGUGUCUACACAGUGUAGUGGUUGCCACAUUCUGUCUUAUUCCAUCUUAUGUCCGGAAGGAAUAGAAUGUCAUUGCUCAGGGCCAGGAAGCCUUCGUGGGGGAGUGGCUAUAACAUGGGCUUUGGAGGUUACCCUGAGUGUAGCUCCUUUCUUUGUCACUUGUUGGCCUGUGGGACUUUGAGCAACUUGCUUUAUCUUUCUAAACCUCAGUUUCUUUAUCUUUAAAAUGGGUCUAACAUUAGGAACUACUUUAAAAGGUUAUUUUGCAGUGCCUGGUGCAUAAGUAUACAGUAAGUGUUGUCGAUGGUGGUGAUAAUAUCCUAGUGGUGAAUUUCUUCUGGGAGAAACUAAUGGUAAUUAAAUGCAAGCAUUAAAUACACUCUAAGAACAGCAAAGCAUCUCAAUUAAAAAAAAUUGUGCUUUGUAUUUACUGUAGUUAAGCUCAUACUCAAAAUAAGCAUCCAGUUGCUCAACGAAAAUUUAUUCCAAACAAUAAAGUUGCUUUCUGAAGGUCUUAAUAGUUCUGGAUACGAAGAGGGAACAAGAAGGUUGAAGAUAUGACAAGGGAAGAAAAGCAUGAGGGGGUUAAGAUGUAGCAUAUGGGGGGGCAGGGUAAGCGCUGUAGAACAUGGGUAGCACAUCGUCUCUGGGAGAAAAGUGCAAGAGAGGAAAUGAGCAGGAUGCCCGCUGGUCGGAAAUGACAGAACUGGGCUCUGCAGCCAGCACAUCUGUUCGCAGGUGGGAUUUGAUGAGACAGACUUCCAUUCUGGACAGGCCCUGCGUCUUGGGGUCUCAGGGUUUUAAUUCAGUCCUGAAGUCUACACCACAGAGUCUAAAUACCAGAGGGAUCCUGCACAAGGCAGACGGCACUUUGUAUUCUGAUUUGGAAUUCAGCGAGAGUUCAGUCGAUGAUGUAAGUGAAUACCAACUAGUUACUGUCAGUACUCAUGAAACGAGGGAUAUCAGUCAUUUUUAGGAGAUAAAUCACCAUUUUGCCAUCAUCUGUUGGUGUUUCUAAAUGUAUUUCAUGGUGAAAUAAUUUCCAAAGCACACCAACUACCAGACACCAAUUUUUAAAUAGAGUAGCUAUAUUAACUUAUGAAAAGCAGUUGCAUUUCUUUUUGAGUUUUAAAGACAUGUGAUAGGUUUGUCUGGGUGUUUUGUUUGUUUGUUUGUUUGAUUGAUUGUUUUAAUCUGCAUUUCUGUUUGGAGAUUUCUAAUGAGCAUUCCAAAAUUCAAAAUCUCUGGGGUGCCUGGGUGGCUCAGACAGCUAAGCGUCUAACUCUUGGUUUCAGCUCAGGUCAUGAUCUCAAGGUUGUGAGAUUGAACCCCGUGUCAGGGUCGUGAGAUUGAGCCUCGCCUUGGGCUCUGCACUGGGCAUGGAACCUACUUAAAAAUUAAAAAACAAAAACAAAACAAAGUUGCAGACAUUAGUACACUUCUCCCAAAAUACUUCAGUGUGCAUAUCAUUAACUAUAUUACAUGAAUAUGUGUACUUCACAUGCUAUGUAUACUUUAGCAUGCCACUUCUCCCAAAAUACUUCAGUGUGCAUAUCAUUAACUAUAUUACAUGAAUAUGUGUACUUCACAUGCUAUGUAUACUUUAGCAUGCCUAUCAUUAACUACAAAGAAAUGUAAAUAUCUAAACUAUACCAUUCUGGGGCACUGGGGUGGCUCAGUCAGUUGAGCAUCCAACUCUUUAUCAGGUCAUGAUCUCAGGGUCAUGAGAUCAAGCCCCGUGUCUCACUGUGCACUGGGUGUGGAGCCUGCUUGGGAUUCUCUCUCCCUUUGCCUCUCUCCCCCGGCCACCCGCUCUCUCAAAAAAAAAAAAGAAAAAAAAAUAAUUUUAAAAAUAAUAUAAAUAAAUAAAUAGAUGUAAAAAUGUCUGAACCUCUCCUCUCUCCCAAUCCAGAGCAGUGGGCCCUGGCAGCCAUGUUGUGCAGGGGGGCUUCCUCUCUACACCACCCUAUCCCUAGCCCCCAGUCUCAGCUGAUGAGACCCAGACAAAUGCUUGACCCACAACGAGAAUUUACUAUUGGGGAUGACAGGGAUUCAGUCAUUCCUUUGACAAAAGUAUCUUCCACAUUGUCUGUUUGCCUUGAGAAGCAGAGAGGCACAGAAUGGCAGUCUACAGAGAAGAGAGCCAAGUAGAUAUACAGACGAAGUGGAGACAGGAGGCCAAGAUGGAAUCCAGAAGGCAAUCAGGUCCCUUAUUCCUGUGCUUUCAAGGGGCCCGAAGGCCUGCCUCUCCCUGGCCGGCUGGCUCCUGAAACGAAUUCCCCUUCCCUGUGGAGCCAGCAGGACUCAAGGAGUAGAUUUCCUUUACUUGCCCCCAGAGUCCAACAGAGGUACCCGGGAAGUCCAGCGGUAUCCUGUUUCUGUCGCGAGAGGCUCUUUGUUAGCCUAAGCGCCUGAGUACUUUGCUCACACUUAGGAACUUUGCUGCCUUAGUGUCUACUUCAAUCCGUGAGUUGCACUUUCUGACCCACUGCAUUGGCACAUGCAGCUCCAUGUCAGAGAGCCCAGGGAGUGGGCAGAGAGUGCCUCCCAAAUCAAGAAGAGCCACGCCAGGCACCAGAUGGCAAGGAGAAUUUCAUAGAACAUAUCGAUAAGAAGCGAAGCCUCUUUAUUAAUGCUUUCCGUAAACACUCUCAGUUAAAGGGAGCUCCAGUCGAGUGUAUAGGGAGACAAAUAGACACGCACAGCCAUCCAUCCCGGCACACAGUGGCACCAGACACUCCCAAGAGUGUGGCAAACUCACAGAGGAAGGAGAAGAAUUCAGAGCAGAAGGAGGAACAUCGGAUGGCCGGGUUGGACUAAGCCGUUCCUGGUGAGGAGGACUAGGGCCUCAGAGUCCCCAUGCUCGAUAUAUCCCAUCCGCUCACUCGUAUCUGACGGUGUCUGAAAACACACUUUGGUUGAGGGCGGUGUCCCGUGGCUCCAGCCCAGCGCUAAGUCUCUACUCGCCUGACCUCAUCACACCUUCCCCGCCCACCUUGAGACGGGCAGUGUUGCGGGCUCCCUUUCAGACUCAGACACCAGGCAGCGGAGGUAAAGCAUCUCAUCCAACAAGACACAGCCUCUAAGGGGCAGAGCCAGCGUUCGACCCCAGCAGUCUGAGCCCAGGACAUGUUCCUACCAAACCACCAUAUUGCUUCCAGCAUAUGGCUUUAAGUUGCUUGCCAGCCUCUUUGGUGUCUUUCUGGAGACCCAACGUGAAGGCUUCCACAUUACUUUGUAGGACUGCCCUAAUAAAUACCACAGACUGGGUGGCUUAAAUAACAGAAGUUUAUUCCCUCACAGCUCUGGAGGCUAGAAGUUCGAGAUCAAGGUGUCAGCAGGGUUGACUCCUUCUGUGGCCUCACCUUGGCUUGUAGAUGCCACUUUCUCCCUGUGUCCUCACAGGGUCUUCCUGCUGUGUGUCUGGGUCCUAAUCUCCUCUUAUAAGGGCACCAGUCAGAUUGGGGCCCACCCCAUGACCUCAUUUUACCUUAAUUACCUCCAUAAAGACCCCAUCUCCAAAUAAGGUCAUAUUCUGAGGUACUGGGAGUUAGGACUUCAACAUGCGAAUCUUGGGAGAUAAAUUCAGCACAACAGCUCCUUAUAGGAAUUUUAUGGCUAGCUCUUGAUUUCAGUCCCAGUCUGAUAUCUAAGGUGGGCAGUGAAAACAAGGAGCGCCCUUUUGGAGCGGUGACUUCUGCCUGGGGAGAUGGUACUGUGUGGUCACUCUCCAAUGCCCUAUUCGAACACAGGACUGGAAGAGAAUCAUAUGCUUUGCUUUUUGGGGUUACAGUGAAAAGAGCUAGUUCAGGGACUGAGGCUUGCUGCAAGAGUAUAGCACUGGUAAGGGAGACGUAACACCAAUGCAGUCUUCCCAGAGCAGGCCUCCCUGAGAACCGACCUCUCUCAGGAUAGAGUACCUUACUAGCUGACUCCCAGGAAGCUUGUUACAUGCCUCUGUUAUGUGUUCUCUGCACAGGGCUAGACCAUGAUGGUGCCUAGGUACCGAAUGGUGCCUCCUUCACUGGCUCCUCGUGAUUCUCUUUCUCUUGUGGCAUGUCCAGCUUUCUUAGGAGAGAGGAUCUGGUUGGUCCGUAGAGUCCUUGCCAUGAUGGCGGGGGCGGGGGGGGGGGCGGUGAUGGCCUAGAGCUCAAGCCACUCGUUGCUGCAUGGCCAACCCCCAUCCUUGGUCCAGUCUUCAGAGGCCUGCAGGUGGGGCACGUAGCCCCAGCACAGAGACUUAACAGGGGCAGCAAGGGCAAUAGGCACUCGAGGCCUCCCACUGCGGCACACAUAACUGGCAGGCAGCUCAUACACCAACCCCACAGCAAGAUAAAAUCCGCUUCUUUUUUUUUUUUUUAAAGAUUUUAUUUAUUUGACAGAGAGAGACACAGCGAGAGAGAGGAACACAAGCAGGGGGAGUGGGAGAGGGAGAAGCAGGCUCCCGGCCGAGCAGGGAGCCUGAUGCGGGGCUCGAUCCAGGACCCUGGAAUCAUGACCUGAGCCGAAGGCAGAUGCUUAACGACUGAGCCACCCAGGCGCCCCGAUACAAUCCGCUUCUUAAGAGCAUGUGCAAUUAGGGCGAUUGACGUAGGAGAAAGAGACCUGCAUUCUAAGGCCAGCUUCUUUGUUUCGACAGGUCACUUAGCCUCUUUGAGCGACUGGUUUCUUCAUCUAAAAAACUGAUGUAAUAACCCUACCUUAAAAGCAGCAUUCUAAGUCUAAAAUGAGAUGAAGUUCUUAAAAGUACAUCCAAAUAUUUUAAAGCAAGGUGAUUGAAUUUUUAAUUCUAACAUGUGCUUCUCCAGCCUUCUCUCUGACUGCUGAUGUAUGCCCAGUGCCUGUUACUGUACCUUUGUACUGCCCAUCCUGUCGUGGGGCUUAUUUCACCAGAAGCCAUAUUGGUCUCAGUGAUUAUUUGAAAUUUGCACAUGAAAUGUAUAAUGUUUAUUCCCUGCACUUAAAGAACUUCUGAAGGUUUGUGCUCAUCGGGGAAUCAUGUCAACAUAUUCAGAAUAUUUGGGGGAAUUUUCAGGAAUGAGAAGUAGCUGCUCCUUGCUUAAGGAAGGUUCCCACUUGAGCAGGCCAUUUGCAUAAGUAGCCUGUGGGGAACCCUGGUGCCUGGAAAAGGCCACAUUUUGUGAACUGGGGGGUCAGACCCCUCUUCCUCUCUUUGAUCAGCGUUUGGCUCUUUCUUUGCAAAUGCCGGUAAGGGCUCUGGAGGUGGAGGGUCUUAGGAAGCUACAUGGUGUCCUUGGAGCAUUUCACUGACUGGCAGGUAAGGGCCUCGUCAGAACCAGUGACUCCCCGUCAGAGAUGUGGCCUCUACCCCUCCAUGGGGGUGUCUGCUGCCCAUUUGCUGCUUCAGGUCCUGGGCGGCUGGCUAGAACACGGGGUUCUUUGAAGGGUCACCUGCUUUCCUCCCCUUGCUUCAGAGCUAGUGCCCAUGGGUCCCAUACUUCCCCAAGGUAAACUGUCUCUUUAAUCAACCCUCAACUCAAGUGUGGGUUUCUGAAUCAUUUUUUUUUUAAUCAUGCUCCAUUUUGCUAAUAAUCUGCUUCACCCUAGGACUCUAAAGGUGUGUCCUUAAAUAAUGUUUAACUUUUUUGUGAGGGUGUGUCUUUGAGGUCUCUUUGUCCUGUAACCCUCUAUGGGUACUUUUCUUUCUCUUUUUAAGAUUUUUAUUUAUUUAUUUGAGAGAGAGAGCGAGAGAAAGAGAGAGAGAAUGAGCAGGGUGAGGAGCAGAGGAAGAAGCAGACUCCCCGCUGAGCAAGGAGCCCCAUGCAGGACUCGAUCCUGGGACUCUGGGAUCAUGACCGAGGCUUAACCGACAGAGCCACCCAGGCGCCCUGUGGGUACUUUUCUCAGGGUGUGUGUGUAUGUGUGCAUUAAUGUGCUGUCGUGCACCAGUUCUGUACGCGGGACUAUAUUAUGUACUGAAACAGUGGGAGGACUGAGGGUCGGAGAGUCUGAUUCACUGGCCUGAGCUCGCACAGCUAUUCCACAGUCAUGGCAGGUCUUAAAGGGGACACAGAGGCUCAGACUCUGCUUCCUGUGCAGAACAGCCAAAUGAAAUCUGGGAGUGGACCAUCCCUCCUACUUGGAGUACCAGAGUUUUACCUUUCCAGGUCAGUGUUGCAGACUUGAGGCCUGACCUGCUCACAUAACGAACAGCAGAGGUUUCGUGUCGAGGUUGCUAACGGCCCAGGUUUUAUGACACAGCCCCCGCUGACCUGCUCCCAGUGCAGGCUGGAGACAGGCCAGCUUCUCUUCCUGUGGGGAGGAGUGCUAGGAUGGGACUGAACAGCUGUUUUGGAAGAUUGUCCGUAUUUUCAAAACACCAUUCAUUUCCCUUGGGGCUUUUCUUACAGUGGUGUGUCAUCACCGAAUCACAGAGCGGGGAGGCACACCAACUGGUUCUGUUCAGCAGGCACCUCGUCCGCUGAACUGUCCAUUGUAUUUUAUGUGUCAACAGUUCUAAGGACAGCACACUCCCAGGCUGCAUUCCCUGGAUGCCAAGUGCAGGUAAUGAAACUCAGGAUUAAUUUUAGCCUGGGGAACUCAUUCAGAAGAUACUUGCUUAUCCAAAAUGGUGAUCCGUGAGUGACUAUGCGUACCAAGCGUGGGUUACCAGGUAUCAAAGAGUUCGAGUCCAGAGGCCACCAGGCAACCUUAACAAUACAACUCAAGGACUCCCUUCCGUAGGAAACCUCUCACAACACCCCCAUCCUCCAGGGAGAGCUGUUCAUAUUGGUGGCCACUCUACCUACAUGUAUGUCCAUCGAAAAGCCACUAACAUUUUAUUGUACUCCAUGUUUUCAUGUGUCUCCCACUAGACUGUGAACUGGAGGGUAGGAAUUUUGUCUUACUGAUCAAUUUUCCUCAGUACUUACCAUAAUGAUUGGACAAUUAGUAAAUAGUCACUGAAUGAAUAAAAUCUUCUUAGCCAUGGGCUUGCAGACUUAGAUCCCCACUUAUCCACAGGGGGAAUGUUCCAGGACCCUCAGGGGAUGCCUGAAACCGUGGAUAGUACUGAACCCCAUAUGUACUCUGUUUUUCCUAUAUGUACACAUCUGUGAUAAAGCUUAAUUUAGAAAUGAGGCACAAAAUGAGAUUAACAACAAUAAUCAAGUAGAAUAAUUACAAUAUGCUGUAAUAAAAGUUAUGUCUUUGUCUCUCAAAACCCCUUACUGUACUGCACUCACCCUUCUUGUGAUGUGGCAUGACGGAACACUUACACGACGAAAUGAAGUGCAGUGAGUGACAUGGGCGCUAUGAUGUAGUGUUAGGCUUCUGUUGACCUGCCGAGGAUACAUCAGGAGGACCGUCUGCGUCCAACUGCAGUUGACCAGGGGUAACUGAAACCAUAGAGAGCAAAACUGCAGACAAGGCGUGGGGACGACCAUAUGCUAAUAUACAGAUGUGUCUACGUAUGUGGACAUGUGUAUGUGUGUAUGGACUAUAACACGUCCCUACAGAUAUGUGUCUACGCAUAUAUAAUACAUAUUUUAGACACCGGUAGCUUCUCAUUUUCAGGGGACAAGUUCAUUACUGCGGAGAACUAUAAACGCAGAACAGUAGAGGCUUAAGCAUGAGCUAUGCUCAUCCAGGACAAUCCAUCUAUACCGCUCUUCGGAAUACUCUAAAUCCCAGAUGUGUCUUUUUUUUUAAGUCACUUGACCAUUGUUUAAGCUUUCUGAUUGUUUGGAUUAAGGGCUAAUGAUGGUUUACUCCGAGAUAAAA
Molecule: messenger RNA, 17305 nt
Organism: Mirounga angustirostris (Northern elephant seal)
Lineage: Eukaryota; Metazoa; Chordata; Mammalia; Carnivora; Phocidae
Gene: FARS2
Product: phenylalanyl-tRNA synthetase 2, mitochondrial
Exons: 6
Coding region: 24-1439 (471 amino acids)
Biological process (GO): phenylalanyl-tRNA aminoacylation
Cellular component (GO): cytoplasm; mitochondrion
Molecular function (GO): phenylalanine-tRNA ligase activity; ATP binding; tRNA binding
Source: RefSeq, a predicted model, not a curated record